Molecule: messenger RNA, 4393 nt
Organism: Cornus florida
Lineage: Eukaryota; Viridiplantae; Streptophyta; Magnoliopsida; Cornales; Cornaceae
Product: small ribosomal subunit protein uS4m
Exons: 1
Coding region: 2897-4012 (371 amino acids)
Biological process (GO): positive regulation of translational fidelity
Cellular component (GO): small ribosomal subunit
Molecular function (GO): rRNA binding; structural constituent of ribosome
Source: RefSeq, a predicted model, not a curated record
GACCUUCUCUGAAGCGAUAUCACCGAAGAGUUGGCAGCUGAUCCUAGAUAGAAAUAAGGUCUAUCUAGUCUAUAUGGGCUCUUCCGCGGCUUGUUCGUUUGUGUGUUUCGGAUUUUGCAAGGCAUCUCUCCGAGACUUGCCUGGAGUAGUUCACUUGCUUUUAUAGUGCUGUACCCAUACUUGUCUUCUUCGCCAGUGCCUGGUGCUGUAGCUGGUGACUUUACUAGACUAGAUAUAAGUCAUGCAUCCAAGACAAGUAAUAGGAAGAUAGCUUAGGUUUCGGGAAGCAAUAAGGUUCGUAAUCCUUCACCCAUUCUAAUCAAAUGAUCCAUAUCGUUUAUUUCAGUGUCUAUCGUAUAGUAAUUGUGAAUGAGAGCAUUCGGUGGAUUGCGAUGUGAGAUGUGGAUAUCCGCACUAUUCCCACCACCACCACCUCCUACUCGACUUCUUACGAAAGUUUCUCGCCCUUGCCGCAGAAGAGCAAAGGUUUCUUUUGUUUUCUGGACUUUUCUUAACCAUCCUCAAGACAAGCUGAAACCACUCUGUGGUCGGUUACUGGGACCUCACAACCGGGUCCCUUCUCGUUCCGCCCUUCUCGGUCGAAGUCUACAUCCUCCUUUUCUGAGCUCGACCCCCAUUGCACUGAGACUUUUUUUUGUUCCCAAUCGAAAUGGAGAUGUUAGGAGACAACGACGUUGAGGCAUUGGUUCCCCUGUUCGCCCAAGUAUUCAAAAAACCCCCGUAAUAGCCGCUCUGUCGCCAGCGGGGGAAGUUUCACCAGAGAAAGUUCUCACAACCACCUUGGGGCAUCCUUAGCCCCAAGUUCCAGAAUAAGACGAUCAAGCAAGCGUAGCGAGAAAGUAGGACGUGUGUCACUUCUGAAAACGAAUUUCCUUGCUGUUUUAAUGCUUUAAAAACAAACGAUGUAAGCCUAGAUACCCCUAUCUCCGCAAGAGGCUACUUAGUUCCUUAACAGUCAGGGAAAUGGUCAUGGAAUUGAUUUUUCUUGUUUUGUUCUAGUAGCCGGUUUUGUUCUCUAAUCAGACGAGGUUUCAACCGCAGUUGCAUCGAUCACUUGACCUUAUUUCAAAUUGGUAUCCGUAGGCGAAACAUCUCAAGAAUGCCACCCAAAAGCCAGCUUUCCAACCCUAACCUAAUUCACUUCUGUAGAAGAAUGGGACAUGCCAGGUCAUUCAUAAUCAUACUUUCUUGGUGCUGGAACGGGGUAAAGUGCUUCCCUAUAUUCGGGCAGCCCCAGAGGUAUUCUAUUGAUAUUCACGCAGGGACAGUACUCAAAAGGUAGAGAUCGAGCUGACAGAGCUGCUUGCUGGGUUAUUCCCCGGCGGCUCCUGCAUCUGCAACUUUAGGGGAUCCUUCACUCUUCUUGCUUCUUCCCGCCAGGGGUAGGGUUCUAGGGAAUACUUGUUUGCUUUGUUGGCCACUUGCCUCGCCGUCAGUAAACUCAUAACUUGAAGGGCCCUGUCCUCUUUCUCCCUAUUUGCAGGUAGUUUGGGAAGUGUUACGUGCACCUUAGUAGAAGAGGAAACGGCAGAUCUCAUCGCAGAUGGCAGAUCUGUUCCCCUGGCUUGGCGGUCUAGUUGAUCCAUUUCCCAAAUGUCCUCCCUACCUUUCAAUGGAAGAAGCCAACCCUAUCAAUUCCUUAUUAAAUAAUACCGGCUUUAAGAAGAGGGAAAGAGAACUCCUAAAUGCAGCCGUGAUCUUAUAUACGAUACCACCAGACGCACCACCUUGUUCCAUCCGCCAAUCAAGGAGGCUAGUGGAGCGAAGGGAGCCAAAAAAGGUGAGCGCCCCUACGCGAGCCUUAUGGAAAAGGCCCCUUACUAUAGAGAGGGCGUUAGCGCUUUACUAAUAACAUAGAAAGGGGCAAGCCAAAACCUACUCCUAACAAGUUGCUGAGUUCGGCUUUCGGGGCUAACCUACUUUGGGGCUUAUGUAAUAUAUAAAGAAGAGCCCUCUUAGGCCUUUUUGUUUAAGGGCUGCUCGCCUUUUGAAUAGAAGGAAGUGGGAUAGCGGAGGUGAUUUCGGUAAACCGAUGCAUGAGCGGAGGCUCCCAUGUCCCGCCGACCUAUUGAUAGAAAGAGGUCGUAAAACGGCUCAUAGGGGGUCAGAAGCAAGCAGAGUCAAGGGCGGGUCAAACUCACAUUCCAUUGAGACGGAAAGCGAGCAAGCGUACCAAUACAUAGUCAGUAAUAUGAUUCCAUUAUCACAAAAAGGGUGGGGGGAGACACAUUCAUGAAAAGCGAGAAGCCGUGCCGUGGGGGACUGACCAACUAUGAAUAGAUCUGACUUACGGGUAAGAGUAGGAACAUCUAUUAGUACGUAUCGUCGUGGGUCUACUUGUUACAGAACAUCCCCAUUCCAAAACAUUCACAUAGGUCCUCGGGCAGACAUCGAAAAGGGGACGAAAAGAGUAUAUUUACCUUUACAAUAUUCCGGAGGAAUGUAUCAUGGGCUCCAUCUAUUCAUCUUUUUCUUAAAAAAAGGAGUUCUGCAUCUCUCCGGGGCUGGCGGGGGAACAAAUAGGCGUGGGGAAGAGGGGGAGGGGGGCUACGAGCCCUCUCCCGUUGUUGUUCCCGGACCACCCAUCCCAUCCCUUCCUUCCCCUUCGCCCGGCCGGGUGAUGUCCGAUGAGAUCAUCUUUCUCGACCGAAGUGAAGUGAUAGGAAGAGAAGACUGCUGGCGGGAGAUCUCCAUUCGGGGAAAACGAAAGUGCGCUCCUGCGCACCAGCUGAAGAAAGGAGAGCUUUGGAAGCUUACCUUAUUCUGAUUUUUUAAAAGGAGAAAUGGGCAAGCUAAAACCUACUCCUAACAAGGCUGGAUCGAAGUAGGACCCCCGCCCGCCAGCAGCGUAGGCUCGUUGAGACCUUUAUACGCGAUGUGGCGAAAAAGACUGAUUCAACUGAUAUCUACGACCUUGCCUGCAUUAAGAUUUCAAACUUGUCGUCUACUUUCAGGAAAUGUUUGGAACAGAGAACUUACAAUAAUACAACGCCGCAUUCUCCGAAAAUUGAGGAACAAGAAGAGAUCUAUUAAGAGAAAGAUUUAUCCGAGAAAAAAUCUUAACAGUUACAGUAAAUCACAAACUACACGAAAGUUGCCCCUUUUUCAUGGGGAUUUACCCAUCACAGAGAUGCACAGAGGAACAGAACGAACUUCAUAUAUCCCUUUUCUACUCAAUCCAGAAACAAGAUUGGACGUUAUUCCGGUUCGUCUCCAUUUUCGUGAAACUAUUCCUCAAGCAAGGCAGCCGAUAAGUCAUCGAAGGGUUUGUGUGAAUAAUGGAAUGGUAAGCAUUACUCAUUUGAAAGUUUCCCACGGUGAUCUAAUCUCUUUUCAAGAAAAUGAUGUGAGAACCCGCAGUGAAGAAAUAAGGAGAUCUUUCUAUAUUGAAAUAUCAGUUGACAAAAUCAUAGGCAAAUUCCUGGAUCGCCCGGUAAGAAUGUGGAGAAGAACCAAAACAGAAUGGUUCCGCCUACUCAAAACUAAGAGGGGAUGCCGCCGACUACUAAAAUCCCGGUUUUUGCGACGGUUGCGUUCUUCUAUGCGAACCGAAGACUUAGAAAGAACAAAGAAGUUUGGAUCCGAAAAAGUAUGCUUCGGCAGUUCCUUCGCUGAGCACAACAGAAUGAAGAGGAAUUUGUAUCAUUUCAAAUCCCUAUUCUUAUCGAAGAGAAGGAACGAGAAAAAACUCAAUCUUCCUACUCGAACAAGAAGUCCUAUAGUUUACAACUCUUCUUUAUAUAGAAAUUCGACCUAUUGUUCCGCAUCCCCCUCUCGCUUUACUAGGAAAACCCCCCGCCGCUUUACCUUUACUAGGAAGAGCAAAAUAAAAAGGAUCGAACUACCUACUCAUUAUUCGGAGGUGAAUCAUAGAACACCAAAAGCUGUGGUAUCUUAUGGACCUAACAUAGGUCACAUCCCUCACAACAUAAGAUUGAAAGAUCCAAACCUUCCUCUUCGGAGCGGAAACGGACGUGGCCAAAACAUAUAAAGAUCGGCGUAGUCGAUCAUAGGGACAUAUCUAUCCGGAUAGAGGAUAGUCUAGAUCAAUUCAUAUAUAGAUCUCUCUCCAUAUGGGUAUCCAUCUAGAUCUUGAUUCACUAUUUCCAUUUCUUUUCUUGAUUCUGAUUGAUUGCUUUUUUUUGACGACAAGUUUGAAAUCUUAAUGCAGGCAAGGAAACAUCGUUUUUCAAUUCUGAUUAUGACUUGCUGGGGGGUCGGAGCGGAGCGUAGACGAGCGAGCAGAGCCCAGGAAACAGGGAAGCCCUUCAUAGAGCAGUCGACUAGAAGUAGAAGACUGCUGGCCUGAGAGAAGGCGGCCUCUCUCGGGAAACAUGGCCCAAUUUCUCUUCUUUCUUUUUGAUUUCGGGUU